AUGAAAGCUUGACGUAAAAGAAUUUGACAGCUGCAUAGUGCUGUCAAAGUCAGAGCACAAUUAGUGUUGGUAAAUAGUCGCAUACAACCCUGCAUAUGACAGCCGGCCCCGCAGCUGAUGUUGGCAUGUAAAUAAACAAUGCUUGCAACUGCAUUGCAACUACUGACCGUUGGCCUGCUGUGGGGCGUGACGAAUCCCUUUAUACGCCUGGGAAGCCAAGGCAUUGAGUCUGUUAAGGACACAGGCUCUAGGUAUCGAAAUUUUCUUGCCGAGCUGCAGAUGAUUGGCUCACGCCUGCAUUACUGGAUACCAUUUGGGCUCAAUCAAUGUGGUAGUGUGCUGUAUGUGUGGACAUUGCGUACCGCCAAUAUAACUGUUGCUGUGCCCGUGGCGAAUUCGUUAAGUUUUGCCUUUACAGCUAUAACGGGUUAUCUGCUCGGCGAACAGCUGCCUGGUAAAAAGAUAAUCAUUGGAACGUUGCUUAUAUGUUGUGGAAGCAUACUCAUGAUAUGUGACAAGUUGCUACAAGAACAGCAGAGCCACAGUAUAGAUUUCCAAUAAAUAGUUUUUAUUCUUAUUUCUCGUCUUAAUGUAUUGUUCCACAUAUUAACUAAAUGUUUAUUAAAAUUGUGUUUAUAGGAAU
Drosophila montana is the source of this 643-nucleotide messenger RNA. RefSeq names its product transmembrane protein 234 homolog. The record is from RefSeq and is a predicted model, not a curated record. The transcript is spliced from 3 exons. NCBI's taxonomy places the organism in Eukaryota, Metazoa, Arthropoda, Insecta, Diptera, Drosophilidae. Bases 139 to 561 code for a protein of 140 amino acids.